Hordeum vulgare subsp. vulgare (domesticated barley) is the source of this 686-nucleotide messenger RNA. RefSeq lists its product as uncharacterized. Bases 217 to 459 code for a protein of 80 amino acids. The record is from RefSeq and is a predicted model, not a curated record. NCBI's taxonomy places the organism in Eukaryota, Viridiplantae, Streptophyta, Magnoliopsida, Poales, Poaceae. The transcript has a single exon.
UCAGCCAUGAGUUGAGUGCGCGUGGGUGCCUAGGUGGUGGCCGGCCUGGCCGUCAUUGCCGUCGGCGUCGGAGCCCCGUCCAUUCGGCGAGCUUAUAAAAUGGCUGCUGAGGAGCUAGUCCCAUUUGUGCAAACCAUCCAUCGCAGAUCAGGAGCAACAAAAUCAAGAAAGAGCAGCAGCCAGCAGAGCCGUGUUUAAUCACUCAUCAAGGACCAUAUGGCGCUUCUGGGAGGACAAUUGCACGAGACGAGAAGCAUUGGCAGCCGGAAGACGACGGAGGGGAAGAGCCACGGCGGGUCGAGGUCGUGGCCGCAGGCGCCGGCGCCAGUGAGGCAGCUGUUAUGCAGGGUGAGGCGUGCCGUACUACGGCCGAAGCGCCGCGCCGUGAGUUUCGGGUACGACCUCAAGAGCUACUUCCAGAACUUCGACGACGGCCUCGUCCCUGCCCACCGCCUCUAACCACACCUGCAGUGUCUUCUUCUUCUUCUUCUUCUUUUCGAUUUUACUUGCCGCCCAGCCGGAUCACACGGCUCGAGGCUGGAGAGUUUGAAGCGUCUUCGAUCACCUUGUAGUGAACAGAGUUUGAAGUGUACAAUAGUUUCAGACAUUACUGUUCAUGCACAAGUUGCUUGGUGUUGAAAGUCUUAAACUAGCGAUGAAAUGGCAUAGUAUAUCUAAUGUGCUUC